AUGAAGCUUGUAUUCCUUAUUCUGAGCGCCUACACUGUGCCUACACUUUGUGGAGUUAAGCCUUUAGAUGAACACUUCAAUUUCAAGGCAACAGACAAACCGCUGAGCCCUCAAACCAGCGUGGACAGUGAGGAUCCAGCCUUGGAAAGUAUUCAAAUGCAAUUCCAUAAAGAUAACACCUUAACACAAGAUCUCCUUCCAGAAGGAGAGGAAGACGACGAAUACCUGGAUUUUGAUGCUCUGUUGGGGGAGGAUGAUGAUUAUAUUGACGCAAUUGAUGAGAUAGAUGUGCCAGAAAUAGUCACAGACUUUGAACUCUCAGAUCCAGCGACCAAAAAAGCCAAGCUACUUAAGCUAUUCCGCGGCAAAACCAGGAUUCAACGCUUGAAUACAGUGAAUGCAAACUUUGCUUUUGAUCUAUACAGAAGCAUCAGAAAUGCUGUUGACCAGUCUGAUAACAUACUGCUAGCUCCUGCUGGCAUUUCAAUAACCCUGGGCAUGGUCUCUUUAGGUGCAAGACACGAAACCCAUCGACAGUUAUUCAAUGCACUUGGUUUUGCAGAUUUUGUAAACGCAAGUGUAAAAUACGACACAAUGACAGUUCACAACCUCUUCCGUAGGUUAACCCAUCGCCUCUUUCGACAUAACUUUGGUUACACUCUCCGGGCUGUUAAUAACCUGUUUAUACGUCAGGAUGCACAGAUUCUGAGCAACUUCACACAAAAUAUGAAAACCUAUUACUUCGUCGAGCCUCAGUCAGCCAAUUUUUCUGACUCUACGUUGAUCAAUAAAUUAAAUGGUCACAUUUUGAAGAUCACCAAAGGAUUGAUUAAGGAAGCCGUAAAAACGAUAGAUCCGCAGACUCUAAUCAUGAUUCUGAACUGCUUCUACUUGAAAGGAACUUGGGAAACUAAAUUUCCAGUUGAGAAUACGUACACAGGUUCAUUCCGGCUGAAUGAAAAGAAAGUGGUUCGAGUCCCUCUGAUGCAUACAAAAGGAAACUUCUUGGCAGCUGCAGAUCACAAACUGGACUGUGACAUUCUGCAGCUGCUCUAUGUGGGAAACAUCAGCAUGCUGGUCGUGUUACCCCGUAAAUUCUCAGGCAUGAGGAUCGUCGAAACACAGCUGACAUCCGAAGUGGUGGGGAAUUGGUUAGACAGCAUGACUAACAGAACACGAAAGGUGGUGCUUCCCAGAUUCAAUCUGGUGAAAUACUAUGACCUGGUGCCAUACCUGAAGACUUUGGGAUUGACAUUACCUUUUCAAGCAGUUGCCAAUUUUACUGGAAUAUCAACCAAGGAGAAUCUGGUCAUUAACCUGUUCAAACACCAAGGAGCAUUAAAAGUGAAUGAAGAAGGAACAACAGCAGCAUCCGUGACCACCGUUGGCUUUAUGCCCCUUUCCAUGCAGAAUGAAUUUUCCGUCAACAGACCCUUCUUAUUUCUCAUAUACGAGCACCGCACUGAAUGUCUGCUGUACAUGGGGCGGGUGACAAACCCACUGAAUGACUAA
Messenger RNA from Hemiscyllium ocellatum (epaulette shark), 1512 nucleotides. It is a transcript of the gene serpind1, whose product is annotated as serpin peptidase inhibitor, clade D (heparin cofactor), member 1. Gene Ontology annotation, molecular function: serine-type endopeptidase inhibitor activity. The record is from RefSeq and is a predicted model, not a curated record. Bases 1 to 1512 code for a protein of 503 amino acids. The transcript is spliced from 4 exons. NCBI's taxonomy places the organism in Eukaryota, Metazoa, Chordata, Chondrichthyes, Orectolobiformes, Hemiscylliidae. Gene Ontology annotation, biological process: negative regulation of endopeptidase activity.